Messenger RNA from Hyposmocoma kahamanoa, 549 nucleotides. RefSeq lists its product as uncharacterized. The transcript is spliced from 3 exons. Bases 1 to 549 code for a protein of 182 amino acids. NCBI's taxonomy places the organism in Eukaryota, Metazoa, Arthropoda, Insecta, Lepidoptera, Cosmopterigidae. The record is from RefSeq and is a predicted model, not a curated record.
AUGUACGGUGCAUCUCCCAUGGAGUCACUGGAGCUGGAUCUCCUCAACCGGCAAAAAUCGGUGGUGGAGGGCCUUUUCCCCGAACCGCAACGCUUCACCCCGCCGGCCCUGCAUCUCAUGGAUGACUGCUUGAGGACGGGGUUGUUCCCGAGAUGCUGGAAGGAGGGAAGGCUCAUCCUGGUGCCCAAGCCGGGCCGACCUGCGGACUCCCCCUCGGGGUUCAGGCCCCUCGUCCUGCUGGACGAGAACGCGACUUCAGGCUUUGUCUCGAUCAAACUUGGUGUGAGGCAAAGACACACUAUCUCCCCCAAUUUCUUUACAAGUGUACUAGAAGAGAUGAUGAAGACGCACAAUUGGGAUGAAAAAGGUGUUUACGUCAAUGGCCGCCGCAUGUCGCAUUUGCGUUUCGCAGAUGACCUGAUCCUUAUGGCUGGAAACUUCGCUGAUCUCCAGACUAUGCUCCAAGACCUGCACGAGGCUCCACUAACUUUCGGUGUUGAAAUGACAAGACCAAGAUGCUGGGUUUUGGGUCCGGAAGGUUGGAUAUGA